AUGCCAAAGUCUAAGAGAAACAUUACCAUAUCGUUAACCAAGGUAAAAAAAAAGUUGAAUAAAAAAGAAUUGAAGGAACAGAAACUUUCCGAAUUGAAAAAAUUUAUUGAAAUCCCCAAUAUUUUUAUUUACGUUUUGGACAUUAGAACAUGUUCUAAUAAUAACUUGAAGCAGGCCAUCGAGUACUUCAAGCCAGACGGAAAAUUUUUUAUAGGGAAAAAUAAAUUAAUGAAAGUGGCCCUCGGAAAAAACGAAAAAAGUGAAUUCAAACCGAAUGUCUUCAAGGUGGCUGAGCUCCUUGUGGGGAAUAGAAUUCUCUUAAUUACGAAAGAUGCACCUCUGAAAGUCUUAAAAUUUUUCAACGAAUUUCAACCUGAAGAAUACAUAAAACCAGGAAAUAUAUGCACACAAGAUGUGACCUUAAAAUGUGGAGAUGUAUUAGAUGUUCCUGUUUCUAUGCAGAAAGAUUUACAAAAAAGAAAACUAAAUUUCGAUAUCAUUGAUCAAAAAAUUAUUUUACGAGAAGAUAAAAUAUUAGCAGAAAAAGAUAAGCUUAUGAGUGUUGAAAAUUCCAAACUGUUAAGAAUGUUAAAUAUGAAAAUUUCACAUUUUGAUAUAACUGUGUUGGGCUAUUGGAACAUGAAUAAUUUUGUUUCUUUGAUGUAG
Plasmodium gonderi is the source of this 666-nucleotide messenger RNA. RefSeq names its product ribosome biogenesis protein MRT4. Lineage: Eukaryota; Apicomplexa; Aconoidasida; Haemosporida; Plasmodiidae. The transcript has 3 exons. Gene Ontology annotation, molecular function: RNA binding. The record is from RefSeq and is a predicted model, not a curated record. Gene Ontology annotation, cellular component: nucleolus; preribosome, large subunit precursor. Bases 1 to 666 code for a protein of 221 amino acids. Gene Ontology annotation, biological process: ribosomal large subunit biogenesis; rRNA processing; nuclear-transcribed mRNA catabolic process.